Messenger RNA from Erinaceus europaeus (western European hedgehog), 3565 nucleotides. RefSeq names its product lysophosphatidylcholine acyltransferase 2 (gene LPCAT2). Gene Ontology annotation, cellular component: endoplasmic reticulum. NCBI's taxonomy places the organism in Eukaryota, Metazoa, Chordata, Mammalia, Eulipotyphla, Erinaceidae. The record is from RefSeq and is a predicted model, not a curated record. Gene Ontology annotation, molecular function: calcium ion binding; 1-acylglycerophosphocholine O-acyltransferase activity. The transcript has 14 exons. The coding region runs from base 115 to 1749 and encodes 544 amino acids.
GCCCCGCCCAGCGCUCGGGCUGGGACUCCCGGGCCCUGGGGCGCUCUCGGCCGAGGUCCUUGACCGGGCGCUCCAGGUGCUUGGCCGCUGUCCGGCCAGACUACGGGCUCUGCCAUGAACAGGUGUACGGAGGCGGCGGCGGUGGCAGCCACCGUGCCGGGCGCGGGCGUCGGGAAUGCGGGGCUGCGGCCGCCCAUGGUGCCCCGCCAGGCGUCCUUCUUCCCGCCGCCUGUGUGCAACCCUUUCGUGCAGCAGAUGCGCAUGGGCGCGGUGAGGCGCAUGCAGAUUUUCCUUCUUGGAAUUAUCCUGCUUCCAAUUCGUGCUUUACUGGUUGCAUUAAUUAUAGUACUUGCAUGGCCAUUCGCUGCAAUAUCAACAGCUUGCUGUCCUGAAAAGCUGACCCACCCAAUAACUGGUUGGCGGAGGAAAAUUACUCAACCAGUUAUGAAGUUUUUGGGUCGUGCCAUGUUCUUUUCAAUGGGAUUUGUCGUUACUGUGAAAGGCAAGAUUGCAAGUCCUGUGGAAGCUCCAAUUUUUGUUGUUGCCCCUCAUUCAACAUUCUUUGAUGGAAUUGCCUGUGUCUUAACUGGGUUACCUUCUAUAGUGUCUCGAUGUGAGAAUGUGCAGGUCCCUCUGAUUGGUAGACUGUUACGAGCUUUGCAGCCCGUGUUGGUAUCCCGUGUAGAUCCAGAUUCACGAAGAAACACAAUAAAUGAAAUAGUAAAGCGAGCCACUUCAGGAGGUGAAUGGCCCCAGAUACUAGUUUUCCCAGAAGGUACUUGUACUAAUCGUUCCUGUUUGAUUACUUUUAAACCAGGCGCCUUCAUCCCAGGAGUCCCAGUGCAGCCGGUCCUCCUCAGAUACCCAAAUGAGCUGGAUACUGUGACAUGGACAUGGCAAGGAUAUACAUUCAUUCAGCUUUGUAUGCUUACGUUCUGCCAGCCUUUCACGAAGGUGGAAGUGGAGUUUAUGCCUGUGCAGGUGCCAAGUGAUGAAGAAAAACAUGAUCCUGUCCUUUUUGCUGGUAGAGUCCGGAAUUUAAUGGCAGAAUCUCUGGGAAUUCCAGUAACAGAUCAUACUUAUGAAGACUGCAGAUUGAUGAUUUCAGCAGGACAACUGACUUUGCCAAUGGAAGCUGGGCUGGUGGAAUUUACUAAAAUUAGUCGGAAAUUGAAACUAGACUGGGAUGGCAUUCGGAAGCACUUGGAUGAAUAUGCAGCUAUUGCAAGUUCCUCAAAAGGAGGAAGGAUUGGAAUUGAAGAAUUUGCCGAGUACUUAAAGUUGCCUGUUUCAGAUGUCUUAAAACAACUUUUUGCACUCUUUGACAGGAACCAUGAUGGCAGUAUUGACUUCCGAGAGUAUGUGAUCGGCUUGGCUGUCUUGUGCAACCCUGCCAACACAGAGGAGAUCAUCCAGGUGGCAUUUAAGCUCUUUGAUGUUGAUGAGGAUGGCUCCAUAUCAGAGGAAGAGUUUUCCACCAUCAUGCAGGCUUCCCUGGGAGUGCCUGAUCUUGAUGUUUCUGGUCUCUUCAAGGAAAUAGCCCAGGGGGAUUCUAUUUCCUAUGAGGAAUUUAAGAGUUUUGCCCUAAAGCAUCCAGAAUAUGCCAAGAUAUUUACAACAUACUUAGACCUCCAGACGUGCCAUGUGUUUUCAUUACCAAAUGAAGCUCAGGCAACUCCCUUAAUCGCAAGUAAUAAAGUCAGCCCUGAAAACCAUGAAGAGAGUACUUCAGACAAAAAAGAUGACUGAAUGCAAAUAUUACCAAUAAGGAAAUUUCAGUGGCUUUUACUUGAAAUUGUAAAGAUGUUUUUGAUAGUGUUUUUAAAUGUCACUGUUGAGUAAUGAUGAUGCUUAAAAUGAAAACUUUCUUUAUAAGUUAUGUUUUCUUAUUAAAAUGCUUACAUUUAUAUGCACAUAUCAAAUAAUAUUUCCUUUGUUAUGUGUUAUGUUCUGUUGCAUUGAUUUGCUAGUGAUAAACAUGCUUUUAUGGAUUUUCCAUUUUCAUUUUACACAUUCAGUGAACUGAUGUCACUUUUUUUUCUGAUGAGCAAAAACCAACAUUUGUAAAAAAAAAAAAAAAGUAUAAAAAUCAUCAACACACUUUAAUAUACUUUCGUAUAAAAAUUAAGUGAUAGUGUUCUCACUAUUCCUAUCAAGUCUUUGAAAUGAGACUGUAGUGGUACCCUGCAGAAUUUCAUAAAUUUAGAUUCAGAAAAUGUGUUUUCCCAGUUCAUGUCAGAUUCUACAGUGACAUCAUAUGUACUGGAAGAGAGAACUUUGAACCUUUUUUAUUUUUAGCAUGCAUCUCUACUGCAGAUUCCCUUAGCCACCUGCUAUGGUAACCCUAUACUUUCUCAUGGCCUUAUUUAGAGAUUUUUGUCUUAAAGACAACUUCUAUUAACCAAUGGCUAAAUAGGAAUUGUCUUGAAGAUAGCAUCAACUAACUGCCAAAGAAGAAAACAACUUGUUUGCCACUGAAUUUUGUUUAAUUUGAUUUGGCUAGUUCAGGUCACAAUAGUUAUCCACUAAAUAAAUCAGAUUUGCUCUGGCCAUAUAAUAUUGGAAUUAAUAUAUUUUACCAUUCAAGGGUAAAUCUAAUUUUAGAGCAUGCUUGCAAUUAUAUAAAUAUAAAUAUAUAUAUAUAAAUAUAUAUAUAUAUUGAAUACACUCAUGCACACACAUAUAUACGAAAAACACAACAGAUUCCAGAGUAUCCUCAAAAGCUAGGGAAUCCAAAAACCUCUUUAUUAAUGCAAGGCAACAAUUAGCCCCCAACCAGGAAUCUGUCAUUUUCUCCUUAGCAAUAAUUUUCCUAAGCAAUAACUUUCCUCAAGUGCCAUUUUGUUGAAUGUCAUAUAUGUAUACUGGUACUAGAAAUUGCACCGGAAUUUUUUAACGUAGGGACAUUUAUUAAUGUACAAAAGUAUUUGGUUUCUAGUCUGAAUUCAGUCUUUGAAUUCAAAUUCUUUGUUUUGGUUAUGUUUCUAAAUAUAUUGCUGACUUACCCUCCAUGCUAGUGUUUUAAAGGCCAUUUUGAAGUUGGGAAUUCUCAUGCAGGCUGUUAGAAUUUGUAUUUAAUCAAGAGUCAUAAUUUCAAACUAUGUUGCAUACUAAAUAGUAUUUUAAUUUAGUAAGUAAAUAUAUACUUAGAUAAUUGCUCAGAAAUUUCAUCCUUAAGUAUAUAUAACUGUACGCUUAUUAUGUCUUAAAGCUAUUUAUACAAAGCAUUAAAUGAACUGAAGAUAAUAGUUUAAGUAAUUAAAAAGUAUAUCUUUAUAGCAAUAUUCAUAAUACACAUUUGAAUUUGUUUAUUACUCAGGUACCGUGAUUAUUUUUUUAUCAUAGAAAAGCCACAUGUUAGUCUUAUUAAUUAUGAAAUAAUAGCACUGUAAAGUAAAAGCUUUAUGAGACUCUUGAAAGUAAGUUCAUUGUCUUUCUGGAUUUAAAUAAUAAUAUUUUAUUCUCUUUAAUUCCACUUAUGCCAAUGUACCAUUUUAUUAUGUUACUGAAUAAACAAACUUAACUACAUAAAAUUCUCUGCAAUAAAAAUAACCUGGUUUUGCCA